CCCCGCUCAUUCGUAAGACAAAAGGCUCUUUCAAUGAAACUGAUGCUAUAAAACUACUUUGCUUAAUGGAAUUAAGGUGAUACGUUAAUAACGUUCAUUACUGUGUUGAUUCACUCGCUAACUGCAACCAACAACCUAAGUAGACUGACUUACUGAUCAACUUGAAAUCCAACUCGGGUGAAAUUAUUUAAGAUUAUGGAAAGAAAAUCUUCUACAUUAGCCUGGCCUUUUUCUUACUUCUCCAACUCGUCUAUGACUCACAAUCACCUGCAAGAGGGUCCAGAUAGCAGUAUAGAACCUGGUUAUACCCUGUCUCUAGCUUCGGCUCCCCAUAUGGCAGCGGAUCGAUCUGGAAGCUUUCUUGCGCCUUGUUACUGGCCGCCACACUACUCCACGCCGUACGGAGUUGGCCAGCAUACUGCUAGUAACCAGCACGGGAAGAGAGGAGGGUCCACAAGUCCUUGUGACUGCACAACCUGCGUAACAAGCCCUUCCUUGGCUUACAAGCCUUUCUUGGUGACGCCUCAAGAUACCAGAAGAAAUGAACCUACAUCCACGACGUUGUACUCGCCAAGAGACACUCGCCAACCUCUACGAGCUGCGAGCAAUGAUCCUCAAAGCCUCAAACCCGCUACAGUUUCUCCAACUAUCUGUGUGCCUGAUAAAGAGAUUCAUACCAACGACAACAUAGCUUCGAACAUAGCUCCAGGACCAAGACGGGGAAGAACUGUUUUUACAGCCCAGCAACUUCAAGUCCUCGAGCGAGUCUUCUUGAACACUCAGUAUAUCGUUGGAUCACAAAGAAAAUUUCUCGCAAACCAGUUAAGGCUUAGCGAAACUCAAGUACGUGUUUGGUUCCAGAAUCGAAGAAUCAAGUGGAGAAAACAAAUGCUUACUCAUUCUAUUUAAAAUGUUUUAAAAAAAUCAUAGUUUGCAUAGUUUGCAUAUCGUUUGCAUUUCUUCUGCUAGCUGUAAAAAAAAAAAAACACAAAAAAA
Molecule: messenger RNA, 996 nt
Organism: Actinia tenebrosa (Australian red waratah sea anemone)
Lineage: Eukaryota; Metazoa; Cnidaria; Anthozoa; Actiniaria; Actiniidae
Biological process (GO): regulation of transcription by RNA polymerase II
Cellular component (GO): nucleus
Molecular function (GO): DNA-binding transcription factor activity, RNA polymerase II-specific; RNA polymerase II cis-regulatory region sequence-specific DNA binding
Source: RefSeq, a predicted model, not a curated record